UUUCGCCGCCAGCUGGGAGCCGGAGAGGUACCCGCUGUCUGCCAUCUACCGGGCGAUCCUGCUGACGCUGGACCGGCUGAUCGAGGAGCCGGAGAGCCAAAUCAGCGGCUUCGUCAUGGUGCUCGACUUCAGCCAGUUUUCGCUGCGCCAGAGCAAGUUUGUCAACCCGCGCACCGUGCGGCUGAUGGUCAGCGGCUUACAGGACUGUUACCCGGCCCGGUUCGGCGGCAUCCACUUCAUCAACCAGCCGUGGUACGUGGAAGCCAUGAUGUCGGUCAUCAGGCCGUUCCUCAAGGAGAAGGUCAAGGAAAAGAUCUACAUGCAUGGCAACAACCUGGCGGCGCUGUACGAGCACGUGAGCCGACGGAUCCUGCCGGCCGACCUGGGCGGCGACGCGCCCGCCUACGACACGCAGCGCUGGGCGGACGUCAUGAUCAGCGGCGCCUCGUGAGGGGGCCGUCCGCCUACGACACGCAGCGCUGGGCGGACGUCAUGAUCAGCGGCGCCUCGUGAGGGGGCCGCCCGCCUACGACACGCAACGCUGGGCGGACGUCAUGAUCAGCGGCGCCUCGUGAGAGGGCCGCCCACCUAUGACACGCAGCGAUGGGCGAACGUCAUGGUCAGCGGCGCCUCGUGAGGGGGCCGCCGGCCGACGGCGUGCUCCGCCGCUAUGAGAGGGCUCCCGC
Pollicipes pollicipes is the source of this 686-nucleotide messenger RNA. RefSeq names its product clavesin-2. Gene Ontology annotation, molecular function: phosphatidylinositol bisphosphate binding. The transcript has 4 exons. The record is from RefSeq and is a predicted model, not a curated record. NCBI's taxonomy places the organism in Eukaryota, Metazoa, Arthropoda, Thecostraca, Pollicipedomorpha, Pollicipedidae. Gene Ontology annotation, cellular component: membrane. Bases 116 to 451 code for a protein of 111 amino acids.